Messenger RNA from Adineta steineri, 1930 nucleotides. Lineage: Eukaryota; Metazoa; Rotifera; Eurotatoria; Adinetida; Adinetidae. The record is from the annotation of a GenBank genome assembly.
ACAGCGCGCACUUUACCAAUAGUGUACAAUGGCAAAUCAAACUGUCGCCAACUUCCUUACACUACCGGUGGAACUUUUCUACCGAAUUUUGGAUCAUCAAUCGGAUUUCACCAUUCUCUGUUCAAUGAGAAACGUGUGUCAACGAUUCGACAGCAUCAUAGACAGCUACGAUCGGUAUCAGGUAAACUGCUUCCUAUCAUGCUAAUCUAAUUUGUAUCUAUUGACUCUCGAAUUACUUUUCAUUCGUACAAUCUCUAAUUAAGUAGAAUGACCUAGAUAAAAUACACAUGAAUAAAUUAUUUAUCACUUAAACUAAUUCAUCAGUUAUUAGCCUCUCGUUAAAAUUAAUUUUAUUCUUUCUUUUCUAUCUCAUCUAAAUAUUCCACCUUUCAAACUACGUAUGAUAUCAUAAACAUGUAAUGUUUAGAUAAGGACAAAAAAAGAACCAUUUUGAUAAUAACAAUCAACUUUUGAAAGGAAUUGAAUUUUGAUAAACGAGUUUAUUUCAUCAUCAAUAACGUUAUCGAUAUUUUCAUGAGAAAUACUUCCGAUCAAUACUCCUUUAAGAGCAUGCGCGACUAUGGGUACAGGUGAUGGCGGAUGUGGAUUGAGAAAAGAUUGACCCACAAUACCAUUCAUAUUCUCAUCUAAUGACAUUACUUAUACCAAUACCAACAAGGUGGAAUAUUUUUUCAAAGAAUAUCAUUUCUGAAGCAAAUUUUCUUCAAAAAUAAUUGGUCCGAACGGAUUUCAUUUGGAGCACACUUUCUCAAUACAGAUUAUUCGAGAAUCCUUCGUCAGCGAUAUUUUUUAAACAUCGUUUUAACGUGCAUUCGUCUUCUACUCAUAAUAAGUCUAGCAUUACGGAAUGAAUUGACUGAUUUUUCACUUUUCAAAAAUCAAUGUUGCUUCAUGAACAUAACCGUAUGGUUGCAUCGAUGGGAACUAUCGAAAUCAAUAUAUAUUCUCUCUUAUAUAAAUCAUACGCAUUCGUAAAGUGAAGUUCGAUAAAUCACACAGAGUUCUGCUGCAAAAGCGUACAUCGUGUCGGAAUAAUAAACGUGAGAAAAAACCGUUCAUUAGCUGCUAAUCAGAAACUAUCUUCUGCCACACCUACAGAAUACUAACAAGAGCUGUACCAUAAUUUACUACGCUGUAAAUCAUUUACUACAAUACAGUAUCAUUUACCAAAAUAAUAUUACGCUUUACAAUUACUUGGCAGAGAACUGAGUUACAAACUAUUUCUCAUUAGCCAACAGUUUUUUCCUUCUUACCGAAAAAUUUAAAAAUAAGAGCAACGCACAGACGGAAACUUUCUACCUCUAGUUCACCUUGGUAACUUCCUUUCAAUCAACAUUUUCACAAAACAGCAUUCGCUUCGGUCCUUUAACCUCAUGUAACAACGACCAGCUAUUCUCUCUCUUCAUCUCUACUAUCUCUUUACCUCCACGUUUUCAUUUAGGAACUCACUACACUAACUCUCGAAUAUAACCUAAUCCGACAUGUUGGAACACAAUUGUUAGUUAAUGGGCUAAAACACAACACCGUAACAGUCAUUCUCUUUUUUUUUAAACCACGUUUUUAUCUUCAUUUUUUCAUCUAGGCACUCACCACAUUAGAUCUCAAAUAUAAUCAAAUCAGAGAUGUUGAAGCACAAUCCUUGGCUAAUGCAUUACAACACAACACUACACUAACUACACUAGACCUCUGGAAAAAUCAAAUCGGAGAUGAUGGAGCAGCAUACUUAGGUGAUGGAUUGCGACAGAACAAAGCACUCACGACAUUAGAUCUCGGAUAUAAUCAAAUCAGAGAUGUUGGAGCUAAAUCCUUGGCUAAUGCACUACAACACAAUACUACACUAACUACAUUAGACCUCUGGAAAAAUCAAAUCGGAGAUGAUGGAGCAGAAUCUCUGGGUAAUGCAUUAUAA